Molecule: messenger RNA, 267 nt
Organism: Symbiodinium sp. CCMP2456
Lineage: Eukaryota; Dinophyceae; Suessiales; Symbiodiniaceae
Source: the annotation of a GenBank genome assembly
AUGAAAAAGGAUGUCCAGACGUACAAGGAUGCAACGGAGGAGAUCGAAGGCUGCAUGGAAGACAGCGGGAUCAUGGUGAAGCUUGGCGAGGUUUUUACUCCCGUUGAUGAGGAUUCUGUGCUGGAGAAGCUUGCGAACCUCAUCGAGAAGUCUGAGGCUGCGUUGUCCCAAAAGUCGGACGAGAUCGAGACUGUGCGUGGUGAGCUGGACUCUCUGAAGAAGGUGCUUUAUUCCAAAUUCGGGACCAGCAUCAACCUGGAAAAGUGA